Funneliformis caledonium is the source of this 510-nucleotide messenger RNA. Lineage: Eukaryota; Fungi; Glomeromycota; Glomeromycetes; Glomerales; Glomeraceae. The record is from the annotation of a GenBank genome assembly.
UUAUGGGAAGCUAAUCAGGAAGCUAUUAAAGCAGAGGAAGCGUUAUAUAUACCUAAUAUUAAUGCUCGUUCAUUAUUAAAAUCGAAUAUUGACACUGUGGAUUUAUUAAAGGAUAAUACAACUUUAUUUGCGGUAUACUUCAAUCGAUUUGGAGAAAAUCAUGUCAAAAGUUAUAUCGAACCUUUUCUUGCAGAAUUCUCUAAUAAACCAAAAAUACAACUAAUGCAGUUGAACGUUGAGACAAAUAUCUUAAAAUCGUUGAUUCUUAAAUUGUUCAUUCCAAGCAUUCGUAGCGCAAUUCCUCAAUCACUUCACAAAACUUAUCUCUUCCACUUCCGAAAUGAUCAAACUUUACACGAAGCUUUGAAUAUACGUAAUUCUUAUAGAGGAUAUGUUUUUGUGAUAGAUGCAGAUUGUAAAAUAAGAUGGUUUGCACACGGUGAUGCUACCCAAAAAGAAAUUGAGACAAUGUUAAAGAUAAUCAAGAAUCUUGGUAAUCUUGAUGAAUGA